CUGUAUUGACGUAUCCGCGGGAAACUAAGUUGACAUCUCUAAAAUUAACAAAAAUUGUUAUCAAGGUGAACAUUGUGAGAUAUCUAUGAUUGAGAAGAAGUCAAGGCCGGAAUCCCGGCAGAAGAAAUCAAGUGGAAAGGCAGACAAUGGCGACCAGACCUCAAGUUUCAAACAAGCAGGUAUAAAUGUUAUGAUGGCUUCAACAGUAGACGAGAAAGAGGAGUUGGAGGACGACCUAGACCCGGUUCGGAAACCAAGUGCUAUGAGAAUCAAGUCUGGUUACAGGCUUGCAAGUGCAAGGUCUAACCUACAAAAUGCACCUACAGGUGGUAGGAAUGCUGCUGCUGGCACUGGAACAUUCAAGCGUGGGCGUAAGGUGUCUAAGAUUAAUGUGCAAGGAAGGCCUGCGGCAGAGAAACGGGACCGGAAUGUCCCGAUUUGGGACGACAGUCUGGCUGGACUGGAGCUGCAGCGAAAGAAGGAUUCAAGGACUGUGAUGUUUCGGGAGAUCAACUUUGUGAAUAUAAGAGCAAUCCCCCCUACCCCAGACAUCAUUACUGUGGCCGUAAAAAAACAUGUCCCGACAGCGUUGAAAAAGCGCACAUACACAGUGGCGAGACUCGUGGAUACCAGGAUGGAGCCUCCACCAGACGUCUACACAUCAGAGUUUCACGGAGCAAGAGUGGAUGAGAAAGGGGAGUUAAUUGCCCACAGUAUUCUCGGAGACGUGGAGUCUUACCUACAUCAGGCCAGGUUACGGGGAGAUAUUAUUGUGGACAAGCCAGCACCAUCUGUUCCUAACAUAAAGAAAUGCAGACAACUGGAGAAUGUGCCAUCAAAUCCAAAGCUUAGGGAAGAUUUGGCUCUCAGUAACUGGGAAAAGGAGAUGACCAUAAGAAGACACAACCAGAAGCUUCUUGCUGCCCAGCUAGGCAGGUCUGAGGGUGAACUGCUCAUGUGUAAGAGUGAUGGGUAUGUGGAGAAGGCGGCAGCAAUCACCCUCCUUGACAAGGGCCUGUCCCCCAAGCUUCACCCUGAUAACUGCUUCUGGACCCUCCAGGCCAGCCAGGGCACCCACCAAAUCUUGUCCACCCUGACUCGGACAGAGCGAGGCUGUCCCCUCUUUCCUGUGAUGAGUGGAGAUGCAGACUCAAUUGCAGCUAUCAAAGGUCGGCCAGAUGGUGGAAUCCUGUGCCACUGGAAGGACUCCAAGUACCUCAGUGAAAGAAUUGAGGCAAGCCAAGGGAAAAUUGUCAUCGCAAAUAAUGUGCUGUUCAAUGCCCUAGAGCUGAAGGGCAAUGCAGUAUUUCCACAAAAAAACUCUUUUGCGGAAGAAGAGUUAGGCAAGGGGGAUAAAUCUGCACUUCAGUCCAAGGAAGGCAACCCAGUGAUUGCAAGAGUUCCCUGCCUUCUGCCCAGUGGUACCCAGGGAGGACAGGAGGAGGCGAAGACCAUGUCUAGCACCCAAAAACGCCUGUUUGGCAAUGGUGGAGAUGAAGAAAAACAAACUUUAAGAGAGGAUGGCCCAGCCCUGUGUAUAGGAGGUACAAUAUUGCGAUGGACAGGUCAGCAUGGGAAUAUAAGAGAAAGGAAGCCUAAAAGCAUCGCCAAGACAACCAUCUACAGAGACCUUUUCACUGAACACAAAGGCUAUCAGGACAGUAACAAUGCUGUUAAGUCUUAUUCUACAUGUGAUCGAUCCCAGAGUUUGUGUAGUUGUGGGAAUGACCUUGAUUGUGAAAUAGAAAAUACGUUUCAAACCGGCAAGAAAGAACGAUAUUCAUCAAGGAAUGGUAGAACAAUAUUCAAAUCUCUGUUCUCAAAGAAAUCCGAAGAAAUUUCUUGUUGCCAUAGUGACAAUGUAGCCAAGGAGAUGCGGAUCAUUGUCCAAGGGAAGGUUGGGCAGGUGGUCCCUAUCAAUGCUGUGCUGGAGAAUGUAGGAACAACAGCCAUCAAGUUCCACUGGCUGGUGUAAUACUCCCGAGAGACAAGCUCUACGUGCCAAUGAUAUUCCGGUCCCAGCAUCCCGGUAUCUUCACCGAGACAUGGAGCCUCAAGACAUCGCCAGAGCUUGAGGGUGGGGCAGAUAUUAGGUUCAUCU
Messenger RNA from Mya arenaria, 2101 nucleotides. RefSeq lists its product as uncharacterized. Bases 86 to 1975 code for a protein of 629 amino acids. The record is from RefSeq and is a predicted model, not a curated record. The transcript has 15 exons. Lineage: Eukaryota; Metazoa; Mollusca; Bivalvia; Myida; Myidae.